GGGGCAGGCAUUGCUGAUCUGUCCCUUUGGGAUAGGAAAUGACUUUGUGCCAUUGAACACAGAGUUUCUGAAGGAGAUAAAAUAAAGAAAUUAUCAUACCCAAUGUGUGAGGGUGGGCUCUUUCUGGAUGACUGCAAACACCUCCAGCGGGCAUACUAAAACCAAGUUACCCACAGCCUGUUUGUAUCCACAGGAAAGGACUGUGAAAUGCUUGCUGCUGGUCUGUGCCUUCUGCCUCGCUGACUUUGAAGGCAACAAGAGGCUGCUGGCAAGCCCCUGGCGAGUGGCUGCCCUGCGUAACAAGAGGAGCCCGAAUGCCUGUCUGCCAAACCCAUGUCAGCACCAGGCACACUGCCAACUGAUGGAGGACAGACCCAUUUGCAACUGCAGACCGGGCUUCACAGGGGCGUUCUGCCAAGAUGUGGUACUGAAGUUGACCUGUGAGGAAGGGCGAAUGAAGAUGAUAGUGAGGAAGGAGGCAUUCAACCUCCUGAAGAUCCCUAAGCAGCUUGUCCACUUGAGGAACCAGGCAUGCAAAGUCUCAGAAAUGGAAGAAAGGGGUGAGCUGUUUUUUGCAGCCACUCUCACAGGUGAAAACCACACUGCCUGUGGAUCAGUAAUUCAGCAAAACGGCUCCCACGUGUCGUACUCCAACGUCAUGGAGUCAGGGUGGGAUACACAUGGGGUGGCGAUCCCUGAGAAUUUUCAGCUUGAGCUGAAUUUCUCCUGUGACUACGCCUAUGAACGAGUGGUGAGACUGCCCGCAGGUCCCACUACUGCUGACAGGCCAGCGCAGUUUGAGGUCAGAGAAGGACACUUUAAUGUCAGCAUGAGACUGUACAAGACUGCCUCCUACCUCCAGCCCUAUCACCUGCCAGCUGAGGCCGUCCCGAUCAAAGACACACUGUAUGUUCUGCUGGAGAUAGAAGGGCAGCACCAGCUCAGCUUCCUGCUGAGCGUUGAGGGCUGCUGGGGCACAGCAAGCACAGAUCCCUACCAGGAAGCGCAGCACAAGCUCAUUGAGGAGGGGUGUCCCUAUGAUGAGACAGUGAUAUACCUGAACAGCUUUGGAGAGAGCGCUACUGCCAAGUUCAGAUUCCAGAUGUUCCAGAUUGUCAGUUACACCAAGGUGUUCCUGCACUGCCGUGUCCAGCUCUGUCUCCCCAGCGGCCCAGAGCCCUGUGCCAAGCAAUGCCCUAGGCACUGGAGGAGCAAGCGGGCACUGGCCAAUGACUACAGUAAGAUUGCCUCCUAUGGACCAAUCCACGUACUGGGAAAAAUGACCAACCACUCCAGGAAUGACCAAAAGGACCCAAAGGCUACCAGCACGAGGCGUUGGCUGGUGUAG
This is a messenger RNA of Pezoporus flaviventris, 1348 nucleotides long. Its product is annotated as uromodulin-like. The transcript has 8 exons. Gene Ontology annotation, cellular component: apical plasma membrane; cell surface. The record is from RefSeq and is a predicted model, not a curated record. Bases 128 to 1348 code for a protein of 406 amino acids. NCBI's taxonomy places the organism in Eukaryota, Metazoa, Chordata, Aves, Psittaciformes, Psittacidae. Gene Ontology annotation, biological process: neutrophil migration.